CAGCAACCAAUCAGGAAUAUAGGAUGCAAAGAGUGGGAUGGAGAAACAAAUGAAUGACUGCAUUGACAGAUGGGAAGGGAACAGCUGACUACGAAAGCAAGAAGAAACGAAAUCAGAGAAUUGUGUAACGUGGGAGAACUCCGGAUGGACCGACCGGGGAAUGGAGAAAGAGAAAUGUGUGGAAAGUAGUAACUUAACGAGAAGGGCGAAUCUGGUUGUUAGGGUCGACCAAACUGAAUUCUGGCAAAAAUAGAAACGCUGAACUGCUUGAUUAGUAAUACUAAAAAUUUAUUGUGGUAGUGAAAAGUUUUUAAAAGGCAUAAUUACAUCAUGGCUCACAGUGCUCCUCUUAUUAUUCGUUUGGUUGCAUCAUCUGUAAGGACUGCAAGGCGUGCAGGAGACAUAAUCCGCAAUGUUAUGGCACAAGGUGAUUUAAGAAUUGUUGAAAAGGGUAAAAAUGACUAUCAAACUGAGGCAGAUCGCUCAGCACAACAAUGUAUUAUUAAGUCUUUGGAGCGACAAUUUCCUUCGAUAACUAUUAUUGGAGAAGAAGAACAGUCUUCUUGUGAUGUUCCACAUGAAUGGAUAGUUACAGAAAGCGAACCAGAUAUACUUUCUUUGGAUUGUCCAGAAGAACUGCAGAAUAUUAGAGAUGAAGAGGUUGUUGUAUGGGUUGACCCUUUAGAUGGUACAUCAGAAUUCACUCAAGGAUUAGUGGACCAUGUUACUGUCUUAAUUGGAAUAGCUGUUGGGGACCGCUCUGUGGCUGGUAUUAUACACCAGCCUUACUAUAAAAAUGGAAAAGGAGCUAAUUGCCAAGGUCGAACUUUGUGGGGUAUUCGAGGAAUUGGUGUUGGAGGAUUUGAAGCCCAAAUGGCUCCCAGUGGACAACGGAUUAUUGUUACAACACGUUCUCACAGAACUCCUGAAGUACAUGAUGCAGUAGAAGCACUGCAGCCAGCAAAAGUGAUGUAUGUGGGUGGUGCUGGACAUAAGGUUAUUCUUCUGUUGGAGGGAAAGGCUCAUGCAUACGUAUUCCCCAGCACUGGAUGCAAGCGCUGGGAUACAUGCGCUCCCGAGGCAGUUCUUGCAGCAGCAGGUGGAAAGCUGACAGAUGUUAACGGUCAUGAAUACAGCUACUGUAAGGAUACUCCAUAUAUGAACAGUUCUGGUGUUCUCGCAACAGGUGCAGGACAAGAUCAUGAAUGGUAUAUUCGUAAAAUUCCUGGUGCUGUUCGCGAUAAAUUUGUAUGAUUGUUGUAACUUAUUAGUUGACAAAUUUAUUGCAAAGUAGUAUUUAUUAUUUACAUACUGAGUGUUACAGAAUCUUAAAGAAAAAGUCAGGCAGAGUAGAGUAUUAGUUGUGUGUCAUACAGUGUAAAACUGCAUCAUUUCCAUGGUCUCAUCUCAGAAGAAAGAAAUUAAAUAAAAAAUUAAAAUUAUAUUAUAAAUUUUCUAACCAUAUCUUCCAAAACUGAAGUAUGAUGUUGCAGUUUUGAGAUAAAAUCCAUUUGGUAUGUAUGUUCAUGGUAGGAAUUUUGAAAUAUGUUUAUGAAAUGCAGGAUAAAAAGCACUCUCAAAGUUUUUGUUGACGCGACUCUUGCCAGAUAAUUUUGAUAUUAAGUGAUGUGAACGGAUGUUUAAUUUUUUAAAUCAAUUUUACCUCUAUAGCACAUUUAUUUUUUAAAUGAUAACUGAAAUUUUGGAUAUUAUGUAUUACGGUAAUAUUUUUAUACAACAAGAGUGACAAGUGACCCUUUCAAUUUACAUUUAUGGUUAGAAUUCUUUGGUAUUUUUUUUCUUUUUAGAACUCUGUAAUUAUUUUUUCUAGGAAAUUAUUAUGUUAAUAAACCAAUGAUAACUGAUA
Gryllus bimaculatus (two-spotted cricket) is the source of this 1867-nucleotide messenger RNA. NCBI's taxonomy places the organism in Eukaryota, Metazoa, Arthropoda, Insecta, Orthoptera, Gryllidae. The record is from the annotation of a GenBank genome assembly.